AGGAGAGCGGCUAGGCCACCACGUUUCCUGUCCUUCAUGCCGGUAUGAACCCGCGACUGCGGCAUUGGCGAGAGGCGGCUACGCUGCUGCUGGCGGCCGGGAGCGGGGCACCGGCCCGGGCGGUGCGCUCCCCGCUACGCCCCUUUGACUACGAGAUGUUGUUGCUGCAGCGGAGCCCUCGGAGCGGCUUCCUGCCCAGCGCCCAUGUCUUCCCGGGCGGCCUGCUGGAGGCAGCCGACUUCUCCGCUGACUGGCUGGGGCUGCUGCCUGCUUUACCCCGCUGCGGGCUGGGCUCUGUGCGGCCGUCGCCGCCGGGCGGUAACCGAGCUCCGGUCUUUGCCACCGACCGGGCUGGCCUUGGCUCGCCGCUGCCGGGGGACGUGGCCUUCCGCAUCUGCGCCAUCCGGGAGACCUUCGAAGAGGCGGGCAUCCUGCUGCUGGUGUCGGGCCCCGGCCCCUCCUCUGAUCCCGGCCCGGCCCGCUUGCUGCCUCAGCACCACCUGCCGCCGGACCCGGAGCUCGCCGAGUGGCGGCGACGGGUGCAGCAGGACCCGGCCUGCUUCCUGCAGCUCUGCCGCUACCUGCGCUGCGUCCCCAACAUUUGGGCGCUGCACGAGUGGGGCAACUGGCUGACUCCGGUGCCCAGGGCUGGCCGGGGCGACCGGCGUUACGACACUGCCUUCUACCUGUGCUGCCUUGAGGAACGGCCUCCGCACACGUCGCAGGACGAGCAGGAGGUGACAGGCUUCCAGUGGUCAACCCCUCCAGAAGCUAUUGAACUCUUUAAGUCUCAAGAAAUAUGGUUUGCUCCACCUCAGUUCUAUGAAUUAUGUAGGCUGUGCAACUUUACUUCACUUUGUGACCUGCAUAGAUUUGGUUCCGACCGUGCUUUAGAAGGGUGUGAACGUUGGAUGCCUGUUGUUUUGGCUGCUUCAGAUGGCUACAUUCAUCUGUUACCAGGAGAUGAGCUGUAUCCGAAAGAUCCAGAUUAUACAGGAGAAAAGAAACUUUUUUUGUCAACAGAUAAGAAGGUUGAAGAGCUAAUGAAAGAAGACAGUACGCUUCACCGAGUUGUAAUACAAAACCUUAACAAUCUUAGUGUCCAUGUUAAUAUCCAACCAAAAUAUAAACACAUCAAUCCACUAAAGAUGGACUCUAAUAUAGUGGGAAGUAAUGCAGAUUGCAAUAGCAGACUAUAAUAUGUCAUCUCUUUUAAAUUCAGCCCUGGAGGAUGAAGUCUUCAUUUGCGAAAGAACAGGUUAGGUACAUCAUGGGUAUCAACAGUACAAGCUUCUUUAUGUUGCCAUGCCAGUGUAUCUCAAACAAGAUCAGGAGAGGCUACUUUUGGUAAGAGGAGGGUUCAGACUUCAUAUAUAUUUAAUGCUUUGAAACUGAACAAAUGUGCCAGUUGUGAUGUGGACACAUGCCCACUGAGAACUUGAUGUAAACUACCAACUUAAUUCAUGUUGUUCACCAAAGAGCCAUUAUAUGGUAAUGAUAUUUGGCCAUUGCCAAUUUAUGUAAUAAAAGUGGACUAAUCUGUAACCCAUGUCCCUUGAACAAUUCAGUUUCCUUUUCUCAUUGAGUACUGAAAUAUUCUUGUCGUACUCAGAAUUUAGCUAGCUCUUCUAUUCUGCUUCCAAAAGAUAUCUUUUAGAUGACACUGUUAAUGUGUCUAGAAAUGUAAUUGAAGGAGUUUUACAUUGUAUGACUGCAUUUCCUACUCUCAUCUUUGGGAAUCUCCACAUGUGUUCAUUAAGUUAAUUUAUUUGCCAACAUUAUUUUGUUUUUAAUUGUUUAAUAAAUGUUUAUUUUCAAUA
Molecule: messenger RNA, 1820 nt
Organism: Trachemys scripta elegans
Lineage: Eukaryota; Metazoa; Chordata; Testudines; Emydidae
Gene: NUDT19
Product: nudix hydrolase 19
Exons: 3
Coding region: 45-1199 (384 amino acids)
Cellular component (GO): mitochondrion
Molecular function (GO): hydrolase activity, acting on acid anhydrides, in phosphorus-containing anhydrides
Source: RefSeq, a predicted model, not a curated record